AUGACGGAGGACAAGAAGCACGAUGCUGGCGAUGCUGCUGGCCAUGUGCUGGUGACGCCGGGCACGAGACUGGCACCCCAAAGCACACACGUAGCAGGAGAAGGGACGUACUUGCGGGACGGAUACAUCUACGCAUCACUGGUAGGACAGCGGGUGGAGACAAAGAAGCCUGAGGACAGCAAAGACACAAAGCCGGUCAUCUCAAUCCAUCGACCAGGCCAAAUUGCUUCCCUCGUGCCGACUGUGGGCACCGUCGUCACAUGCAAGGUCAUAUCCAUGAAUCCUCGCUUUGCAAAGACAAAGAUCCUGUGUGUGGGCGCAGUACCACUGCAACAAUCGUUUUCAGGCAUCAUCCGGUGUGUUGAUGAAACCUGUUGGGUUGAUGGAGAUGGAAUGCCCAAAGACAAAGGCGAGGCUGACAUGUGUGACGACCACGCUGGGUCACAGGAGCAGCGAAAGGUCGCGCUGAUUGCGGAAGAGGACACGGCGGAAGAAGACAGCGAUCGAGCCAUGGAUACCAGCACCACCACGUCGUAA
Messenger RNA from Salpingoeca rosetta, 537 nucleotides. RefSeq lists its product as uncharacterized. The record is from RefSeq and is a predicted model, not a curated record. The coding region runs from base 1 to 537 and encodes 178 amino acids. Lineage: Eukaryota; Choanoflagellata; Craspedida; Salpingoecidae. Gene Ontology annotation, biological process: RNA processing. Gene Ontology annotation, cellular component: cytoplasm; nuclear exosome (RNase complex). The transcript is spliced from 6 exons.